Molecule: messenger RNA, 342 nt
Organism: Drosophila santomea
Lineage: Eukaryota; Metazoa; Arthropoda; Insecta; Diptera; Drosophilidae
Exons: 2
Coding region: 118-276 (52 amino acids)
Source: RefSeq, a predicted model, not a curated record
GCUUUCAAGUGCUAAUAAGUAGUGUAAUCCAACUUGGAUAACCAGCUUGCUAUUUCCAUAUCUCAUCAUGCAUCUGAGUAUCAGUAAUAUUUGGGACUCUCAGCUGGACGAGUCGAAAUGGAUGCACUUCUGAAAAUUGUUUUGUUGAUCAGCUUAUAUUUUAUUGCUGUAAGCCUGCACUUGGGAUUGUGUGACGAUGUACCUUCCGCCGAGGCAGACACGGUUGUAACUGAGAGUGAAGAGCACUACACUGCAUCCGAUGACUUCGGCUAUUAAGGGGGCCACGAAUAGAGCCCUACAAAGCCCGUUCAUGGGUAAAUAAAUGUACUAUCUUUCAGCAGA